Messenger RNA from Dendrobium catenatum, 1378 nucleotides. Its product is annotated as transcription factor MYB54. The transcript has 3 exons. Gene Ontology annotation, cellular component: nucleus. Gene Ontology annotation, molecular function: DNA-binding transcription factor activity, RNA polymerase II-specific; RNA polymerase II cis-regulatory region sequence-specific DNA binding. Lineage: Eukaryota; Viridiplantae; Streptophyta; Magnoliopsida; Asparagales; Orchidaceae. Gene Ontology annotation, biological process: regulation of DNA-templated transcription. Bases 224 to 955 code for a protein of 243 amino acids. The record is from RefSeq and is a predicted model, not a curated record.
UAAAGCAUCUCGGUUGUCUAUUAGGGUUGUCUCCAUUCCAUAAAUAUAUCCACCCGCUCAUAGCAAUAUCUCUAUCGAUCCAUCUGUUAAGAAUUCGUGGCCAUGAACAAUAUCCAAUCUUCUCUUACAUCUUAAUUAGCUUCUUCUAUUCAAUUCUCUUGUAAAGAAAGAAACUUGCCAAAGGGCCGAGUUUCUCUCUCUUUUCUUCUCUUUUCUUCCAGUUAUGUGUUCAAGAGGGCAUUGGAGGCCAGCAGAGGAUGAGAAACUCAAAGACUUGGUUACAAAAUAUGGCCCUCACAACUGGAACGCAAUCGCUGAGAAACUUCCUGGAAGAUCAGGAAAGAGCUGUAGGUUGAGAUGGUUCAAUCAGUUAGAUCCAAGAAUAAACAGGAGUCCUUUUACAGAAGAUGAGGAAGAGAGGCUUUUAGCUUCUCAUAGAAUUCAUGGAAACAGAUGGUCUGUGAUUGCACGUCUGUUUCCUGGGCGCACAGAUAACGCUGUGAAGAAUCACUGGCAUGUGAUCAUGGCAAGGAAAGUAAGAGAGAGGUCAAGGUUUCAUGGCAAGAGACCCUCCUUUUCUUCUUCUUCUUCCGUGAUCAUGGAUGAGAGCUCAAGUAAUGCUCAAGGCAAGCAAGGGAGUCUAAAGGAUCCUCAAGGAUUCUUCUCCUUGGUAGGAAAUUAUUAUAAAAAGCAACAAAACUGCUUUUUGCUCGGAGAUUUUCGAUCAAAUUCAGAUGAGUUGCAGUCAUGGAUUCAAUAUGGUUUCGGUGCUGAUUUCAGCCUAGGUGGACGGAAGAAUCCAAUCGAGUUUUAUGAUUUUCUACAAGUGAAUUCCGACUCCAAUGGCACAAAGUGUUGUUCGAGUGUAGAAGAUGAGAAGGAUGAGACUGAUCAGCAGGAGCAAAGCAAAGCUCGUCCAUUCUUCGAUUUCCUGGCAGUUAAUGGGAGCAUUUAACUAUUAACUUUGGGAUAAUAGGAAAUGAUUAAUUAACUAAUUGAUCGUUAUGCAUGGGUGUUUAAGGGAUAAAACAAUCGCUUAAGAUCAUAUUUAUCUAGUAAUCAGAAAACUCGCCAUGAACAUUCAGUUCACGAAAAAUCUUGCAUGGAUGGAUGAUCUGUGUCCCAUGCAUUAUUUCUUAUGCAUCGGGAGUGUCAUGAGCUGAGUUUUAGUUCUAAUUAAUUAACAUCUUAAGCAAAUGUUUCUCCUAUAUUUAUAAUAUGUGUAUAAUGAGGAGCCAAAGCUGGCUGACUUACACCUUAAAGCUACUCUAAGGGGUUUGUGCAUGCACUAUGUAUGCUUAUUUAUGUAUGAAUGAGUAAAUGUUAAAUAAUUCUCUUUCACAAAUGAGAAUUGAUGGUAGCUGAAUAAGCCAUUUCA